Molecule: messenger RNA, 1801 nt
Organism: Danaus plexippus (monarch butterfly)
Lineage: Eukaryota; Metazoa; Arthropoda; Insecta; Lepidoptera; Nymphalidae
Gene: l(2)37Bb
Product: FAD-dependent oxidoreductase domain-containing protein 1-like
Exons: 6
Coding region: 161-1552 (463 amino acids)
Cellular component (GO): cytoplasm
Molecular function (GO): oxidoreductase activity
Source: RefSeq, a predicted model, not a curated record
UGCACUUGACACAUGUCAUAUUAUUGAAAGAAAAUUUUAAAUUUUGAAUUCAGAUUAAAAUUUCUACAAUUACACUGUUUAAUUCUUAUAUGUGGAGAUAAAAAUUCAAUUAUUACGAAGUUAAGUGGUACUUUUUUCAUACUUUUGUUCUAAGAAGAAAAUGGCAUCUUUUUCAAGAACAGUUUUUAAAACUUUGAAAAAAAAUAAUAUUUUACAAUAUCGUACAUAUGUUAAUCCAUUUACGAGAACGUGGAAUAUUUUAAGCAAAGAAGCUAAAUCGGGUUUCAAAAAAAACUAUGACUAUGACAUAGAGCAUACAGACAUUGUUGUAAUUGGUGGUGGUUUCAUAGGAUCUUCUGUAGCAUACUGGUUGAAAACCAAAGCAGGAGAAGGAUUAUCAGUAGUGGUUUUAGAUAAAGAUCCCAUAUACAAAAAAUCAAAAAAAAUAUACUCCCAUGGAGUUUUAAGUCAACACUAUUCCUUACUCGAAAAUAUUUAUCUUUCCCAAUAUAGUGGAGAAUUUUUAAGGAAUAUUAAGGAACAUUUAGUUGAAGGAAUUGACAUACAAUUUUAUCCCCAUGGUUAUCUAACCUUAGCCAGUGAAAAGUAUGCAAAUAAACUAGAGAAUAACAUGUCAUUACUUAAAGAAUCUGGUAUAAACAAUAAACUUCUGACAGUUGAAGAAAUACAAAGGGCAUAUCCAUGGAUUGAUACAACUGGCAUUAAACUCGGCUGUGUAAGUACAGAGUCAGAAGGAAUUUUUGAUGCCAACGCCUUGCUCAAUGGCUUUAUAGUUAAAUCCAAACAAUUGGGUGCCUGUUACAUUCAGGGUGAAGUUGUAAGUUUUGACAUAGAAAGACAACAGGAUGCCUUAAUGGAAGGUGUGCCUCCUGGUUCAUAUAAGAAAACAAACACAUUGACCUAUAAAGCUGAAGAUGGGCAAGAACGCAACCUUAAAUUUGCAAUUUGCAUUGUUGCUGCUGGUCAUGAAUCACACAAUAUUGCAAGACUCUUGAAAAUUGGGUUAGGUGAUGGCUUAUUACAAAUUGGUUUGCCAAUUGAAAAACGGGAGUACAAUGUGUAUUCUAUAGAAGAAACAAACAAUGAUGUGCCUGCAGAUUUAAAUAGUCCUUAUGUAAUGGAUACAAGUGGUUUAUGGUUGAUAAAAAAUGGUUUGCGCAAUAAUGUAAUGUGUGGUCAAAUCCCUAGCUUUUUAAAGGACAAUGAUAUAUCAGUCCAAGAACAUAUGUUUCGAACAUCAUUAACAACUAGAUACCCAAAAUUAUCAAAAUCUAAGGUAAAACUAUUGUCAAAAGAAAUUGUUGAUUGCAAUACCUAUGAUGAUUCUGGAAUAUUGGGAGCCCAUGUAUACCAUAACAAUUUAAUCUUUGCUACUGGUUUUGGAAGACAAGGUGUACAACAUUCACCUGGAAUUGGAAGAGCAGUGGCAGAAUUAAUAAUUGAAGGCCAAUAUACAACAAUAGACCUAACAAGAUUUGGUUUUGAUAGGUUAUUAAUGGAUGAACCAUUAAUAGAGUCAAAUAUGUAUUGAUCAAGUUAAUAAUAAAAUUUGUUUGUAAAAUAUGUUGAGUACACUUAAGUUUUAACUAAUGUAAAUAAUGACAAUAGCAUAAUAAUAAUGACUUGUGUGUAUGUAUUAUUUUGUAUUAAAAUAUAUCUAAAGGUUGUAAAAGUUAUACUAUCUAAAAAAUAAUGAAAUCAAAUUCAAAACUAAAAGGGUUUCUUCAUGUAGUGUCAAUGCACCUUAAAUGUAAUAAAAUAAACAAUUUCAAAAACAAAA